Molecule: messenger RNA, 888 nt
Organism: Plasmodium malariae
Lineage: Eukaryota; Apicomplexa; Aconoidasida; Haemosporida; Plasmodiidae
Product: fam-l protein
Exons: 2
Coding region: 1-888 (295 amino acids)
Source: RefSeq, a predicted model, not a curated record
AUGGAACAAAAAAUUAGGUUACAGUUAUUUAUUAAAGGUAGAAAGUUAAUCCAUUUAAGUUGGAUAUAUUAUUUUUAUAUUUGUAUGAGAACUCUUAACGAAUCUUUGAAUGAAAGUUACAAUGAUUGUAGAAAAUUAUGUAAAAGAAAUUUUCGUUUACUCUCAAAAUAUAAGAAGAAUAAGGAUUCAAGUAUUGUAUGUUUAAAUGAUGUGUUACGCAAUGAAUUAUACGAUAAGAAUGACAUACGUAAUAAUGAAAACAUGAAUACAGAAAAAAGAAAACAAACGAACAGUAGUUCGUCAAAGAUUGAAGGACACAAUAAAUCAUAUAUGAAAAAAAAAUCUUGUGUUUUUGAAACCAAAAAAUAUUCUCGUUUAGAAAAAAAAAUAUUCAAAGAACUUGAUUAUGCUAACUUUCUUAAAAACAACAGGGGGAUUAGUAAUAAGAUUUACCAAAAAAUAAUACGUAAAAAGUACGGAUUUCGAUUAGGUUUACCUAUAUUUUUUGUUUUGUUGUUAUCCUUAUUACUUUUACUAGAUUUAUUCGUGGGUUGUGGACUUAUAAGAGGAUUGUUUAAGAUUUUGAAAAUCAUCUCUGAAUAUUUGAAGUACACAGGUAAAGGAACUGUGAAUGGGUUACAAGAAAUGUUGAAACCUCUGCAUGAUUGGUUGAAGGAAUCUCAUUUUAGUUCUUUCUUCAAAUGUGCUGUUAAUGUAACAAGUAAUGCUGAUAAAUCAAUAGAUAAACAUUCUUAUAUAACCGGUUUCUUUGGUUUUCUGAUAUAUUUCAUUCCCAUCUUUAUAAUAGGUGUCAUAUGUAUAUUAGGGGUUUUUUACUACCAUAAAAAAGUUAAAAAAUAUGAAAAAAUUAAGUUCAAAAAAAGGUAA